Molecule: messenger RNA, 3633 nt
Organism: Oreochromis aureus
Lineage: Eukaryota; Metazoa; Chordata; Actinopteri; Cichliformes; Cichlidae
Product: C-terminal-binding protein 2-like
Exons: 9
Coding region: 914-2224 (436 amino acids)
Molecular function (GO): oxidoreductase activity, acting on the CH-OH group of donors, NAD or NADP as acceptor; transcription corepressor activity; NAD binding
Source: RefSeq, a predicted model, not a curated record
GUGUGCCAGGAGCGCUGCACCUCUCCCCGUGACUGGUGCUCUUCAAGGAUUUUUUUCCCCUCCCCUCUCCUUCGUCUCUUUUAUUUCCCCCCUCUUUCAUUUUGCAAUUCUUCUGCAUAGCCGUGACACCGGAUUGUUUUCUCUUUUUUUCUCUCUCUCUCUUUUUUUCACAUUUUUCUCCCCCCACGCCUUCCUCUCUCUCUCUCUCUGUCUCUCUUACUCUCUCUCUCUGGCUCUCUCUCCGUCUUUCUGUGACUUGCAACAAAAGGCUGACGGAGUGAGCCUGACGUCUGAAUGAAUAGCCCAAACCUGCUGUGAAGGGAGAGCAGAGGGAGACGGAGCAGGGAAGAGGAGGCUGAGGAGGAAAGAUACGACUGAUCUGGCUGAAGAGGCGGAAAGAGGAGAGCGCUAGAGAAGUGCUGAUUGCUGGCUGAAGACAAAUAGAGAUCCCGAUUUUUUUUUUCCCCUCCUCCUCUCUGGAGAUUAAAGGAGUUGAAAGCAGUGCCUUAACUGCACGGGUGGGGGGAGUGACGAUCGUAGUUCUCGCUCUCCUGUCCUCCCCCUCACCCACUGCCCUCCUGUGCCACCAUACGUUUUGGUUGUUUUUUUUUUCCUCCCCUUAAGAGUACAAGUCGUCUGAGAAAUUGAAAUGGAACUUCUGGGGGUGAGGUGACGAAGGAGGACAGAUUUGGAAACAAGCAGAGGGGAGAGCAAGAGAAGACAGCAUAGGAAGACAGAGAGGGAGGAGGGAGGCUGGAGUAGGAGGCAGAGAGGAGAGGAGAGGAGAGGAUAACCCCAGGGCAUACUGUGUGAGAAUACACCAACGCCCACUUCUUCUUCUUCUUUUUUUUCUUUUUUUUUCUGCCCCUCAUCAGUACGUUUCCUCUGCCAUGUGCAGCACCUGAUUUGAAGAAUGUGGAGACAUUUCCCAGGUAUUCGGCCCCAGAUUAUGAACGGGCCUAUGCACCCGCGCCCUCUGGUGGCGCUGCUGGAUGGGCGCGACUGCACUGUGGAGAUGCCCAUCCUCAAAGAUCUGGCCACCGUGGCUUUCUGUGACGCUCAGUCCACACAGGAGAUACAUGAAAAGGUGCUGAAUGAGGCCGUAGGGGCCAUGAUGUACCACACCAUCACCCUGACCAGAGAGGACUUGGAGAAGUUCAAGGCGCUGCGCAUCAUCAUUCGCAUCGGCAGCGGCUACGACAACAUCGACAUCAAGGCUGCCGGGGAGCUCGGCAUUGCAGUGUGUAAUAUUCCCUCAGCGGCCGUAGAAGAAACAGCAGACUCAACGCUUUGUCACAUCCUUAACCUGUACCGGCGAAACACCUGGCUGUACCAGGCUCUCCGGGAGGGCACGCGGGUCCAGAGCGUGGAGCAGAUCCGGGAGGUGGCGUCGGGAGCAGCCAGGAUCCGAGGAGAGACGUUGGGCCUGAUAGGAUUUGGUCGAUCAGGCCAGGCAGUGGCCAUGCGGGCCAAGGCGUUUGGCUUCAACGUGAUCUUCUACGACCCCUACCUCCAGGACGGCUUGGAGCGCUCGCUGGGCGUGCAGCGAGUCUAUACUCUCCAGGACCUGCUCUACCAGAGCGACUGCGUCUCCCUGCACUGCAACCUGAACGAACACAACCACCACCUCAUCAACGAUUUCACUAUCAAACAGAUGCGUCAAGGUGCUUUCUUGGUCAACUGUGCACGUGGGGGUCUGGUGGAUGAGAAGGCUUUGGCUCAGGCCCUGAAAGAAGGAAGGAUACGGGGCGCCGCCUUGGACGUCCAUGAGUCAGAACCUUUCAGCAGUUUUUCCCAAGGUCCUCUAAAAGACGCCCCCAACUUGAUCUGCACACCCCACACUGCCUGGUACAGCGAGCAGGCAUCGCUGGAGAUGAGAGAGGCCGCUGCCACAGAAAUUCGCAGAGCCAUAACCGGCCGUAUUCCCGACAGCCUCCGAAACUGCGUCAACAAAGAGUUCUUUGUUACCACGGCGCCCUGGGGAAUGAUGGAGCAGCAGCAGCCUCAAGUUCACCCGGAGAUCAAUGGUGCCGCCUACAGAUUUCCUCCUGGUGUGGUGGGCGUCGCCCCCGGUGGGAUUCCCGGACCUAUGGAGGGGUUGGUUGCCGGGGGAGUUCCCAUCGCCCACACCCUGCCCCCUGGCACCCAUCCGUCACAGGCCACCUCCCCCAACCAGCCCUCCAAACACGGCGACCCCAUGAGAGAGCACAUGACUGAGCCGUAGGACUGCUGCUGUAGCUGAGAAGAGGAGGAAACUAAAAAUUGAUGUAAACUAAAAGAAACAAACAAACAAACCCAGCGACCUAACAACUCAACCAUCCGACUAUACGUACGCUUGAUUUCAGCCAUCCGAACCUACCAGCAGACUGCCUGCCGGGCAACGUUUCACACUUUUUCUUCUUCUUCUUUUUUUUGUGUGAAACCACUAAGUGAGGACAGUGGACGUUAAUACACAAAUGAGCUGCCACACGGAUCUGAAAUCUCCCCUCCCUUCAUAUCUUUUAUCUUCAUUCCUUCUCGAUUUACGCAAUACUUUUUGAUUUAGUAUAUUUUAGGGAGAUUUCCUCCUGACUUAUGGGACACGUUGACAGUAGCCACGUGCAGGAUGGAAACCCUCCCCUCAAGCUCAACAGGACGACCCUGUUUCCUUCAGUCGCACCCAUUUCAGCACAAACAUACCCUGUGUUUAGUUUUUUUUUAACUUUCUUCUUUUUAUCCUAUAUUACUGUGUUUCUGUUCUUCAGUGUGUGAAAAUGAACAGAUUUACAGUUAUCAGACAAGAAAAGAAAAACAAACUGGACUCCAUUUUUGCCGGCUAGAGGCCGCCUGAGUGAAGAGAUGGGAUGCGGGGCAGUAGAUGUGGAAAAAUCAUCCUUUCAAACCAAAACGAGGAAAUAUAAAGAAUGAAAAUGGCAGGCUUUCAUGGUUAAAUAUCGUACAUGGACCACGUCACUUAAAUUAUGUAUUCCUGUUGUAACUUUUCCAAACUCUGCUGAACUGAGGUACUUUUAUUUGGUUAGAGUGGCGAACAGUGUCCCAAAUAUUAUCUGUUUGCAUCCAAAGGACCUUUGGAGAAAAAGAAAAAAGCUUCUGAAGUAUGAAAGUUUUUGGAAAAACAAAAACAGCAAAUCUCUUACUGACUCAGGAACAAUAUAAUAACCUUCAAUUCUGUCCAAAAAGGAAUAGAAAAAAGUAAAAAAACAAGAAAAAAAGGUCUUGAUUACUGCUCCUCACGUCUCCACGUCUUUCUCCAUUGUGGUAUUUUUUAUAUAUCAAAUGUACAUUUUUUGAUGUUCAAGCUUUUCACUCCUGUUAGAUUUGUAUUGCCUUGUUAAAUGUUCAUAUAAUCGUAGUCUGAUGUGACCAACCGCGUCCUCUCCUCCUUAUAGUUUCUUCCUCCUUGUUUUUCUGCUCUAAUGAAAGCCAGCUGUGACGCCCUCGGAGGCGUCGAGCCCUCUCGGAACAACGGCAGCCACGUUCAUUCCCUUUAGCCCCGUGACGUUAGCAAGAGGCGGCUGCUCGCAGAUUGUUUGGUUUUUAGUGUGAGUAUUUGUAUUUGUUUCUUGUACAAGGUGAACAUAUAGCAUACAGUGCAGCUGGAACCAAUAAAUAAAACUUACUGUUCUGAUUGAU